CCUCCGCGGCGCUGGGUAGCAACGAUGGACGCGGAGGUGCAGCAGGCCCUGCUCAAUUAUUACUGCCAAGAAGGCUACUUCCAGCACGUCCGAGAUGCGGCGGAUGAGGCCCUGGGGCGGCUGGGCAGCGAUCCGGUGCUCCUUUUCUAUCGGGCCUACGGCGCCCUGAGGGCAGGUGACAUCCAAGAAGGUAUUCGACAGUUGGAGUCCAUUAAAAACAAACAGGAGGUAUCACUUUGUGCAAUGAUGGCUCUGAUUUAUGCCCAUAAAAAGAGCCCAAAUCCAGAUCGAGAAGCUAUUCUGGAGUUGGAUGCAAAACUGAAAGAGCAACGUAGAACAGCAGGCCAGCAGGCUCUCUACUUUGCUGGCUUGUUUUUGUGGCAUCUGGGGCGGGAGGACAAAGCCCGUGAAUAUGUUGAUAGAAUGAUCAAAGUUUCUGGUGGGUGUAAAGAGGGGUUAAUUUUGAAAGCAUGGCUUGAUGUCACCUGUGGGAAAGAAAGUCACAUUAAAAAAGCUGUGAGAUAUUUUGAUGAAGCACUGCAGGAAGGCAAUGAUGUUUUUGCUCUGCUUGGUAAGGUACAGUAUUUUGAGGUCCGACAGAAUUAUUCAGGAGCCCUGGAAACUGCAAACCAGAUCAUUGCAAACUUUCCAAACUUCAUUCCUGCUUUGAUAAAGAAAAUGAAACUGCAGCUAGCUCUGCAGGACUGGGAGCAGGCAGUUGAAACAGCACAUAGACUAUUGCAGAAAGAUACCUUCAAUUUAGAAGCCAUAAGAAUGGAGGCCUUGCAUUACCUGUGCAGAGAAGGAAAUAUAUCUGAGGCUUCUGCAAGACUGGGAGACCUAAUUAAAGCAUUGGACAGGUUAGAACCACGUAAUUCACAGCUCUUCUGUAAAAUGGCUUUAGCUUUCAGUAGAACAUGUGGCCGUAACCAGCUCAUCCUUCGACAUACCCAAACCUUAGUUGAAAGAGCAGCUGACUUGGCACCAGACAACUCAGAAAUUGCUACUGAACUUGGCUACCAAAUGAUUUUACAAGGGAAAGUGAAGGAAGCUUUAAUGUGCUACAAGAAUGCUAUGACACUUGAUGAAACCAGUAUUUCUGCUCUAACUGGAAUUAUCCGCUGUCAGCUACUACAAGGGCAGUUGGAAGAUGCAGAGCAGCAGUUGGAGUUUCUUAAUCAAAUUCAAGAGGCCAUUGAAAAAUCUGGGGAAUUGUCUUUCUUGCGUGCAGUCCUGGCUAUGAAAAAAUACAAGAAACAAGAAGAAGUCAUUGCCUUAUUGAAUGAUGUUCUGGAUACUCAUUUAUCAUCUUUGAGAGGUUUUCCUCUUGGUGUGGAAUAUUUUGAAAAAUUAAACCCUGAUUUCUUGCUAGAAAUCAUUAGGGAAUACCUUAAUUUUUGCCCAGCACAGCCUGCAAGUCCUGGGCAGUCUUCUUCACCUCUUCUUAACCACUGCGCUUCUGUUCUUGAAACUGUGGUUAAAACUGUGCCUGGUCUUCAACAAGCUGUCUUUUUAAUUGCAAAAGUGAAGUACUUGUCAGGGGAUGUUGAAGCAGCCCAUAAUCAUCUACAUUACUGUCUUGAAAGGAAUCCAUCUUAUGCCGAUGCACACUUACUGAUGGCCCAGGUCUAUUUGGCUCAGAACAAUACUAAACUAUGUUCUCAAUCCUUGGAACUGUGUCUAAGCUACAAUUUUGAGGUGAGAGAGCAUCCUGUUUAUCAUUUAAUUAAGGCCCAAACCCAGAAGAAGAUGGGAGAAUUAUCAGAAGCUAUUAAGACCUUGCAGAUGGCAAAGAAUUUGCCUGGAAUGAGAAAAAGUACAGCUUCUUCCAAAACUAAAGGAAAAGUACUUGAGAUCGAUGCAAGUGAUCGUGUGUCUAUCUUCCUGGAGUUAGUGGAAGCUCAUCGUUUGAAUGGUGAACAGCAUGAAGCUGCUAUAACACUGCAAGAUGCCAUUAACGAAUUUUCUGGAACUCCUGAGGAACUGAGAGUUACAAUUGCAAAUGCAGAUCUGGCAAUUGCUCAAGGAGAUGUUGAACAAGCCUUGACUAUGCUCAGAAAUACUACACCUGAACAGCCAUAUUUUGUGCCAGCUAAACAAAAAAUGGCAGAUAUUUAUCUUCAGUACAGGAAAGAUAAGAAGUUAUACGCUGGCUGCUAUAGAGACCUGACAGAAAAACUUCCCAGUGCUCAUACUUAUCUUCUUCUUGGUGAUGCAUACAUGAAUAUUCAAGAGCCUGAUGAAGCUAUAGAAGCCUAUGAGCAGGCCUUGAAGAAAAAUCCAAAAGAUCCAGCUAUAGCAAGUAAAAUUGGAAAAGCCCUAAUCAAAACACAUAAUUACUCAAAGGCAAUCAGUUACUAUGAAGCUGCAUUGAAAAGUGGUCAACAGAAUUUCCUUUGCUAUGAUUUAGCUGAGCUUUUAAUGAAACUGAAGCAGUAUGAAAAGGCAGGAAAAGUACUCCAGCAAGCUUUGGAUCAUGAACCUGUGAAUGAAUUAUCUUCUCUCAUGGAAGAUGGACGUUACCGAGUGCUUCUGGCAAAAAUCUACAGCAAAAUGGAGAAGAUUGAUGAAGCUAUUGUUUCCUUACAGCAGGCUCGGGAAUUACAAGCCAGAGUGCUUAAGCGUGUUCAGAUAGAACAGCUGGAUGCAGUUCCUGCACAGAAACAGUUAGCAGCUGAAAUUUGUGCUGAGAUUGCAAAACAUUCAACAGCCCAGAGAAACUAUGAAAAAGCAAUUAAAUUUUACAAAGAAGCUCUUGUGCACUGUGAAACAAAUAACAAGGCAAUGCUGGAACUUGCACGUUUAUAUCUUGCACAAGAUGAUAUCGACGCCUGUCAACAUCAGUGUGCCUUACUGCUAAAGAAUGACCAAGAUAAUGAAGCAGCAACUAUGAUGAUGGCUGAUCUUAUGUUCAGGAAACAAGAUUAUGAACAAGCUGUCUUUCAUUUCCAGCAGCUUCUAGAACGCAAACCAGAUAACUAUGCAACCCUCUCGCGAUUAAUUGACCUGUUAAGAAGAGCUGGGAAACUUGAAGAAGUCCCAAGAUUUCUUUUAAUGGCUGAAAAACAUUCUCCCAGAACAAAGCUUGAACCAGGAUUUCACUACUGCAAAGGACUGUAUCUUUGGUAUACAGGUGAACCAAACGAUGCGCUGCGGCAUUUUAAUAAAGCUCGAAAGGACAAUGACUGGGGACAGAAUGCAGUCUACAACAUGAUUGAAAUUUGUCUGAACCCAGAUAAUGAAACCAUGGGUGGGGAAGUCUUUGAAAAUCUGGAUGCUGACACAGGUAAUUCAACAGAGAAGCAGGAGUCUGUGCAACUGGCUGUAAGAACAGCAGAGAAUCUUCUGAAGGAGCUCAAGCCUCAGACCAUUCAGGGUCACGUUCAGCUGCGAAUCAUGGAAAAUUACUGUCUCAUGGCAACCAAGCAGAAAUCGAGUGUUGAACGAGCACUGAACACGUUCACGGAAAUCGUAGUGGCUGAGAAGGACCACAUACCGGCGCUUUUGGGAAUGGCCACAGCCUACAUGAUCUUGAAACAGACUCCACGAGCCAGGAACCAGUUAAAACGGAUUUCAAAGAUGAGCUGGAAUCCAAUUGAUGCAGAGGAGUUUGAAAAGAGCUGGCUUCUGCUUGCAGAUAUCUAUAUUCAGUCUGCCAAAUACGAUAUGGCUGGUGACUUACUGAAACGCUGCCUUCGGCAUAACAGGUCAUGCUGCAAGGCUUACGAAUACAUGGGGUACAUAAUGGAAAAGGAACAAGCAUAUAAGGAUGCAGCAAUAAAUUAUGAGAUGGCCUGGAAAUAUGGAAACCAAACCAAUCCAACAAUAGGAUACAAGCUGGCUUUCAAUUACCUGAAAGGAAAGAGAUACGUUGAUGCAAUCGAUGUUUGCCAUAAGGUCCUUGAAGCACAUCCAAAUUAUCCAAAGAUCAGAAAGGAAAUACUUGACAAGGCCCGUGCAUCACUAAGAACAUGAUACCUGAAAAUUUUGGGUGGGGGAAGCUUGGGGCAUUUUUUUGUUCAUUUUGUAUGGCUCAUCAACUUGUUUGAUUAAUUUUACUUUGGAAGCUAUGGAUGAAAUGCUUCAGUGACAAAGACUUUAUCAGCACAAGUGUAUUGUGAAUACGAUUAUCUUAGUUAUACUGGAGAUCUGUAUUAUAUUUAACAGAAAUCUGCAGCCCUGCAAGAAAUCAUCUUUAUUCUCAUUCUUUGUGAUAGACAAGGUGUCAUCCAAUGUCACAGAUGGAUUUUACCAGCAUUAUAUAAAUGUUUCAAAGCAUAGAGCUCAGUGUUUUGUGUUGUCCAUUUGAAACAGCACUCAGAACAACAUCCUGUAUUGCCUAGUGCAGGUGCACUGCUAAGCUUCCAUGUUUCAGUUUGGGCAUUGCCCAGUGCAGGUGCACUGCUAAGCUUCCGUGUUUCAGUUUGUGCAUUUCCCAGUGCAGGUGCACUGCUAAGCUUCCAUGUUUCAGUUUGUGCAUUUCCCAGUGCAGGUGCACUGCUAAGCUUCCAUGUUUCAGUUUGGGCAUUGCCCAGUGCAGGUGCACUGCUAAGCUUCCAUGUUUCAGUUUGUGCAUUUCCCAGUGCAGGUGCACUGCUAAGCUUCCAUGUUUCAGUUUGUGCAUUGCCCAGUGCAGGUGCACUGCUAAGCUUCCAUGUUUCAGUUUGUGUGUUGCCCAGUGCAGGUGCACUGCUAAGCUUCCAUGUUUCAGUUUGUGUAUUGCCCAGUGCAGGUGCACUGCUGAGCUUCCAUGUUUCAGUUUGUGUAUUGCCCAGUGCAGGUGCACUGCUAAGCUUCCAUGUUUCAGUUUGUGCGUUGCCCAGUGCAGGAGCACUGUUAAGCUUCCAUGUUUCAGUUUGUGCAUUGCCCAGUGCAGGUGCACUGCUAAGCUUCCAUGUUUCAGUUUGUGCAUUUCCCAGUGCAGGUGCACUGCUAAGCUUCCAUGUUUCAGUUUGUGCAUUGCCCAGUGCAGGUGCACUGUUAAGCUUCCAUUAGAUUUGAGAAAAGACCCAAAUAAGCAGCCUGUCCUUCCCUAAGGAACCUUGAAUCUUCUGCUGUAGGUUUCUCCUGUCUGCUUGAGCACUGGCAAUCACUGUAUACAUAACUGUCCCAGGGAUGAUACAGGCUCCUUGUUUUUUUACCUCUAGGACAAUCAGUGUGGUAGAGCUUUGAGAAAGAUUUAGGAGACUGAAUUAAACUUAAUGAUACAGGAGUGAAAUGAGGAACAUGCAAGGAUCUGGAAUUGCUGAGGCUAGGGUGAAUUGUAAGGUAGGUGGACUUUGGGGGUCAGCACACAAUGGAUUUUUAAACUGCUGUUCUGUUUGGGGGUUUUUCCCACCGUGAAAAGAACAAGUACUUACACCUUAGCAAGGCAAUUGCUAGAAGAGCAGCAUCUCUUUAUAGACUGCCUUAUUCAUACAAGAUCAGUGUAGUUUUGCUUCCUCAAUAACAAGCUUAGAAUAAAAAUAGGUGAGUUUAUAUCAAUCCAUGCAAUAUUUUUUUGUCAAAAAAGACAAGACUAAUCUGGUGUUAUCAUGAGUAGAAUAUGGACAUUACCUUCUCAUGAGAUGGUUGGAUAAAAGAUAAGGUCAUGAAAGUGAGAUAAAAAAAUUAGUUGAUAGAGAUUGAACUGAGAUUUUGAGCUUUUAGUGGCUAAGUUUUGGUGAAGAGGUUUAUUCCUAAAUGAUGCAGGGAAAAGGUUUCUGAAUUCCUGUUAGUCACUUUGAGCAUAUGUAGUCCCUAGUGUCUUGUUGUAGAUGAAGUCUUUGAAAGAAGAGUGCAGAUGAGACUCAUCUUUGGAUUUUGUUUUUCUCCUGACAAGGUGGCUUUAGAUCUUUAGAGGAAAGCCUUGAGCUAAUACAGUGUCCCCAAAAGACAAAAAUGCCAUUUCUUAUUUCCAUUGUAGCUCAUAUAUGCAAUUUCUAUUUAUUUAUUUACAUUUCUUUUCUCUGCAGAAGGAAUGGCUUCUUUCAUUUCUCUUUACUGCAGCUAAUUGAAAGUGUUAAUCUCAGUGCUUUCCUUCUGCUUUUACAGUGCACGUAGCAUGCUUUUUUUUCCUUCUUCUUUUUUUUUUUUUGCCUUUCUUAAUAGAUGGUUUUGAAUGGAAGAGACUCCUGGGAUGGAGGGGAGUCAGUAAUGCUCAUUUCAAAGAGCUGAAGUCUUUAGUGUGGUGUUGCUUAGCAACCCAUCUUCCAGUUUUGCCUUUGAAUAAAAGAGGAGAGUGAA
Molecule: messenger RNA, 6225 nt
Organism: Pogoniulus pusillus (Red-fronted tinkerbird)
Lineage: Eukaryota; Metazoa; Chordata; Aves; Piciformes; Lybiidae
Gene: TTC21B
Product: tetratricopeptide repeat domain 21B
Exons: 29
Coding region: 25-3975 (1316 amino acids)
Biological process (GO): protein localization to cilium; intraciliary retrograde transport
Cellular component (GO): intraciliary transport particle A
Molecular function (GO): identical protein binding
Source: RefSeq, a predicted model, not a curated record